Messenger RNA from Schistosoma bovis, 5420 nucleotides. The record is from the annotation of a GenBank genome assembly. NCBI's taxonomy places the organism in Eukaryota, Metazoa, Platyhelminthes, Trematoda, Strigeidida, Schistosomatidae.
GCAGAGCAAGUUUCAAAGUUUUCGGUCAUCAGCUGACUUCUGACAGGGCUAUUAAAAUUCAGGGUGUAAUAGUGGCAUGUGGUGUUUAUUAAUAAUCUUAAUAUAUACCAGUUGUUGGAAUUUAUCAAUUAGAUCAACGUACUAGAAGUCAAAAAACUUCCAACAUAGUCACGUUACAAAAUUUUUGUAUCUCAAAUUUCACCAUUUAAAUUACUUCAUCGUAAAUUAUGAUCAGCUUGGGAGCGUAUGAAUACAAUCCUGCGGAUGUUCUAGGUAAUGGGGCAUUCGCGAUUGUAUAUAAAGGGAGAGUUAAAAAUAAUCCAGAGGAACCUGUGGCAAUAAAAAUCAUGUUGAAAGAUCAAAAUGUCCUUAAGUCGAAGACGCUUCUUAGCAAGGAAAUAUGUGUCUUAAAAGACCUUAACCACGACAAUAUCGUCCGACUAUAUGAUCACAGUAUCUCUAGCAGUGGAGUCUAUUUGGUAAUGGAGUACUGCAAUGGUGGUGAUCUUUCCGAAUACUUACAGGCCAAGCGCACUUUGCCUGAGGAUACAAUCCGUCACUUCCUAAUACAGAUUGGCUCGGCUAUGGACGCUAUGAAUAGGAAAGGUUUUAUGCACAGAGACUUAAAACCGGGCAAUAUCUUGUUGAGCCACUGUAGGGAUUGUGGUCACCAUGUCACUUCUAUUCCUGGUUAUCUUCUGUCCUUCAAGCUAGCUGAUUUUGGCUUCGCUAGAUUUUUACAGGAUGGGAUGAUGGCAGUAACCAUGUGUGGAUCACCUAUGUAUAUGGCUCCUGAAGUACUGAUGUGUCGUAAAUAUGAUGCAGUAGCAGAUAUUUGGAGUAUGGGCAUUAUUGUUUACCAGUGUUUAACUGGUAAGGCUCCAUUUUAUGCCAAUACUCCAGAGGCUUUAAAAAACAUAUAUGAAAAAACAGCUUGUCUCAGACCAAAAAUACCUGUUACAACCAGUAAAGCGUUACAGGAUCUUCUAUUAAAAAUGCUUAUUCGUAAACCAUCGGAUAGAAUUGAUUUUCAAAAUUUCCUGAAUCAUCGAUUUCUGCACCAACGACAUUUUGAACCUCGAGCUGGUUCUGGUCCAGAGUCAUCUGCAACACGAUCAUCUAUUGCUCCUGCCCUACCUAGUCGUAACAGACCAACAGUUCGAGGCUCUGGAAUUACUGUUCUUGGUCAAGGAACUGGUGAAGGCCCAUAUUAUCUUGCUCCACAAGAUGGUAAUCGUGGAAGAGAUAAAACACCUCAAGGAAAAGCAUCUAAUAAUCCACCUGGUUCAUCAAACGGUCCUCGUGAAUGGACUAAUCCAACACAUUGGUCAAAUAAUACAAGCAACAAACAACAACCUUUAUCUGGAGCAACUUCAUCAUCACCAUCAUCACAACACUCAACAGGUGAUUUCAGUCCAUUCUAUCCACAACAUACCGGAGCUGGUGUUAUACCUUUCAAUAAUUAUGAUGAUCCAGGCUAUGGUCUAGACGAUAUAGAUGAUGAAAUGACGAAAACUACCGUCGAUGAAUACAUUGAAGAUGAAUUAGAUGCAUCCAGUUCAUCACCAUCUAGUGACCAAAAUAACUUACCUAAACUGCCUUCAGUAAAACCACGUGAUUUUAUGCAUAUUGAUUCUAAUAAAUACCCUACAGAUAAUCAUCAAAAUAAUCUUAACACUAACUUUUAUAGUUCUAAUCAUCAACAACAGUAUAUAUCAAACAAUUAUCGACCAUCAGUACCAACAAGACAGGAUGGAUUUAAUGUAGAUGAACAAAGAUCAACUGCAUAUCGAUUUGAUCAACGUGGAGUGUAUAUGAAUGCUGAGAUGGAAUAUGGUGAACCACCUCUUGAAGAUUAUGUUAUUGUGAAUUCAGAUGGUUCAGAAGUUCAACGUAUAGAUCGUGAACGAUUCCGUCAACAAAAUCAAUCGACUGAUCCACUUUCACAUAUGAGUAACGUUGGCCGAAUUGUUCGUAAUCCUGGAGCAUAUCUUACAAAUAAUAAUAAUCUUCAACGUAGAGGUAUGACAGAUAUUGGUCCACUCCCAGAUGUAACUAUUGGUACAAAUACAACGGAUACGCGAUAUCAUCAAUUACUGAAUGAUAAUCAUCGCAACUCUUCACCCACUCUCUUAAAUACAAACGAAAUUCCACAUGGUGUAAAUAAUAAAUUAGCUGAUCAGUACUUAAAUCAGCUGCCAGUCAAUUCUCGAAAUUCUCCAACUAGUCACAAGUAUAAUACUCAACCUAUAUCAGAACCAAACAAGGGAUCAACUGAUUAUACAAAAGAUAGAUCUCAUGGAACUCAAAUUAAUGAAGGGAACUUGUCAUCUCUUCCUCAACACAAUACUGAACCGAAAAUAUCCUAUAUGGAACCUAUGAUGAGUAAUUUAAAUUUGAGUAAAACUGGAACUACCUUACAACAAAUUACUUACCAAACUAACAACAGACAAUUUAUUCAUCCUUCUGGUUUACAAACUAUCGCUGUUCAAGGUGUAGAUGGUGUUUAUCCUGUUAUCGCUACAGGUAGAAAUUUUGAGAAUGAUUUAACAUCCGGUGGUUUGUGGGAAGCGGCAGAAUUUUCAGAUGAAAUUUUAAUGGAGUCCGAACACAAUGAAGAAAUUAAGAAAAUUACAAUGGUCCUAGAAUUGUGUGAAUUAUUAGCAGAAUUAGCUGAACGUCGAGCAUCUGCACUAGCUGAUUGUACUCCAACACGUGUUGUAAAUACAGAUAAUGAUAGUAAAACAACCACUACAGAUCCUUCGGUUGCUAAUGAUGGUGUAUCACUAGUUAAGCUGGACAAUCAACAGACUAAAUGUUCGUCGAAUACUAAUAGUCUUGAUAAUAAUCAUUGUGUUGGCAGUUAUAGUAAUAAUGAUAAUAAUGAUGAACAGGAUUCAAGCAAAAAUUGUCAACAAGCAUCAUCCACUGCAUUGAAAUUCGUGUCUGAAGCUCAAAGGUAUGUUACGUAAUGAGAUUCGAGUAAAGAGUUCUAACAACUACGUGCAUAUAUUUUUGUGAAUUGAACAAUUAGUUUCAAUUUUAUUCACAUUUGGUUAAGUUUUAUGAUCCAACUAUUUCAUGAAAUUGGUAUCUCUUUCGAAACUACAUAAAUACAGUGGUUUAGUAUUAUUACUUUGGACGGUAAUACUCUUGGUAGUUCUAAUUUCUGUUGUAAAUAUUGUUUGUUUUUCAUGUUUUCAUCAACUUCUUUUUCUUCAGAUGGCACUAGUUUUUUCAUUUGUUUAAAGUCAGUCAUAGUCAUUUAGAAUCAACACAGAGCUAGCUCGGUACAUAUGUGGUCAACCAAAGUCGUCAUACUAUAUAAGCACGAUGAAAUGAAACGAUUUAGAUGAAUAAUUAAAGAAAUCAAAAUAAUAUGGUAGGAAUGAUAAUGCAAAAGUUUGAACAUUGAGAAUAUGGUUCAAAAAGACAGUGGAAAAGGUAUUUAUGAAGGAAUACUAGAGUCGAAGAUCGAUAGGAAAAUAAGAAGUAAACGGAUAUGGAAAAUGGUGACUUAUUUGGAAUCAAUGUUACCUAAUGUGUCCAACCAAUCAUCGGCGUUAUCACACCGACUCCAACCAUCUAGUCGACGUCUACCAACAUGGCUGAAAUCAACAGUCAAUAACUUUUUAUGGACUAUUGCCACGUUUUGGUUUGUACAUUCCAACUUGCUAAAGGAACGUUUUGUUAGUGAUGGUGUUUAAAAAGAUCCAAACUUCUUAUUCUAUUUUAUUCAAAGCCUAAAAUUUCCAUGUCUGACCCUAAAAUUUAAAUUACACCUAAGCAGAAUAAUCUACAGAUUACAUCAAAUAUUAAAUGAUUAUACAAGUUUAGCUGAAUUAACUCUAAGAAAUUCUUUUCCGAUUAACCAUUCUAAAUCAACUUAUUUGUCAAUUAUGCUAUUCACAGUCGAAAACAGUAUUUAUUAUGCACUUAUUGUCACUAAACUAUGCUAAAUAAAAAGUGACACUCAUGUUAAUGAUAACCCCAAUUUAAGGACAAUUUUUAUAGUAUUUGAAGUAAACAUAGAAGCAUCUAAAAAAGUGUCAUGAAUUAGUUCACUAAAUGAAUGCCUGAAUAGAUCUGAUUUAUUUCGUUCUUACCACUUUUCUUCUCUUUCCCAAUGUAAAUUAAAAUGUAUGGAGUAUUUUUGUUGUUGUUAAAUCGUCUAAAAUUGCUUUGAUUGCUGUGUUCUUAGUUGAUACCGUGUUUAGAAAUUUGUCUUAGUGGUUCAGAUAUUAUAUAUGUCAACUACCUAAUUCGAUUUGAGUUAGGGUUAUGGUAGAGUAUAAAUCUCAAAGUUUAGUCAAACAGAGCUAAUUAUAAUCAGCAUAGAGCCUCACACAAAUAUACUUCAUACGAAGCUGCUAUUUCAAGAUGAAUAACAAAAGUGCCGAAAUAAUAUAAUGGUGGUAAUAAUAGUGGGAAAGAUUAAUAUAGUUCAAAAAACCAAAAACAAAAUGCGUAUCUACAACCACUGAUCACGGUUAUUGCACAGAAUCCAGCUUAUAAAAUUGUGUGUGGUUACUCAUAUUAUUGGUGUCAAUUUAUAUGGGGUUGAUGAUUAAGGUUGAAAUAAAAUCUAAUUUGAAGUAACACUAGACUAAAAUAGCCUUUUGAAAACGGGAUUAGAGUAUGAACGCUAAACCUAAAUUUAUUCAUUUGAACACAUAAAUAUUAGUACAAAGGGGCGCCGCAUACAUAUGCGCUACACAAGUCAAUUGAUUUUUGUGUGGGCUGUGAUACUGCGCGGGUGCCCAGACCGAAGCAGGUGAUUGUGCAUCCUAUGCUGAUUGCUUUGAUGUUGUCGUUAUAUCAAGAGAACUUUAAUCUGGAUUGUUCGAAUUUCAAGACGAAGAGGAAUGUAAUGAACGAAGCUUUUCACAGUAAACCAAAUUAUUCUAUCAUGAAAAUCACACGCCGAUUUUGUAAAAUAUGAAAACAAUGCAUCAAGUAUACUAUUAGCACAUCUUCCUUGAGUUGUCACUUAUAACUCCAUCGUCCUUCUAUCUUUGUUGUUAUGUCCAUUACUUUCUUUUUUCUUUUCUAUUCUCCUCAUUUUCUUGUUAUAUCCGUAAGAAUCAUACUUUCAAUUCCUGAUAAAUGCUACCUAUAACUGUCCGUACGAGUAGCACAUAUCACACUGGAUUCAAAUCCCAGAGAGAACAUCAAAUCUGGGUUACAGGUUCAUCUAGCUGACGAGUCUCGCAUAGAACGUGAAGCGUGUCCCUGAUUCCACUACCAGCUACCUACCAGCUCUGCCUUAAGCUAGUAUUGUCGCAAUUUUUUGUCCUUAUGUUUAAUAAUGAACAAGAAUGUAAUCUUUAUAUGUUCACCUCAAAUUUUUAGACCCCAAUUCGUGGUCACUAAAUUACUUUUUUAAUUUGGCUUUUAGAAUUGUUGAACAAAUUGUACUU